ACUUCAACGGAGUGCAUGCACGCUCAGACCCGCUGAAAAACACUAAACGCGUUUAAAAUAGGAUAUCUUUUGGUCAAAUGUUUCCGUAACUUCAAACAAUAAAAGCAUUUCUUUGUUAAAAAGUAAGUCACAAAUGAAAAACAAGGAGAAUGGAUUUCGAACGUAGAGAAAAAGAGUUUCAGGAACGUUAUAAAAAGGAUUGUGAAAGGGGGAGAUUAUCCUCUAAGUAUGAGGCUCAAGAGGGAGAAGAGGCUGAAACAAUUGGAACAUGUACAAAGGAGAAGGAAAAAUUGGAAAAGGAACUGAGAACAGCAAGAUGCGAUCUGGCUAUAAUUAGAAAAAGUUUAGGCAGUAAUAAAAGUGUUCCUGAGCCAGAAUCAAGCAGCCCUACCAAAGAUGCACAAAAAGAUAACUCUUCCUUCUUCGAGUUUAAAUUUCAUAAACAUCGUUCCGCGCAAUCUGACAAAUUGUACAAAGAAAAGAAUGAAUUGGAGGCACAAUUGGAUUCCAAGAAGAAGGAUAUCCAAGAAAAACAAAAGAAAAUAUUUGAACUUCAAGAGAAAGUUGGGAAAAUGGCAUGUCUAGAAACUAAACUCGAAGAGAAAAAAAAGAGAUUAGAAGCAUUUAACAAGGAGAGAGAUUUAUUGGAAAGAGAACUAGUUUCCACUAGGUCAGAAUUAGCUGGAAUAAAAAGAACAUUAGAGUUAGAACGUCAAGAAAGAAGAGAUUUAGAGACCAGGGCUCUUAGUUUAAUAAAAGAUGCAAAACGCAAAUGGGAAAAUACAGAAAGGGAAAAAAUUGCACAAUUAAACAAGCACAUUGAGACUCAAACUGCAAGAAUUACAGAAUUAUGCACAAGUAACAAUGAAAUGAGUUCAAGAUUACAGAGAACAGAAUGUGAACUUCAAACAGCGAAUGCAGAAUUGCAUAAACUUAGGGUAUUUCAGAUGCAAUAUAAAGAGUCUCUAGCCAAAACUAGAGAACUUAGUCGACAAAGCGUUCAAGGCGUUGAGACGAAACUGGAAGAAAUAGCAGCUCGAGCGCAUAAUCAGUUGGCUGAACUAAGAGCAAAGUUAGAUUUGGAGAUAGGAAAAAAUACGGAUUUAGAGACUAAACUGAGAAAUGAACAAGAUUCUAAUCACUGUCGUCAGUCGAGAUUAAAUGUUGCUUUAGAAUUAGCACAGAACGAAUUGAAAGACUGUCAAGAGCAAUUGCGUACCAUACAUGCAACAAUUCCAGCUAGGGAUACUGAAAUAGAAGCUUUAAAAAAACAAUUGCAAGAAAGAUCAAAUCAAUUAGAGAAUGCUAUGGCAUUAGAACAGACAGUGACUACAAUGCAACAGGAAUUGGACAGAGUGCAGCUCGAGAACGAACAGUUGAAGCAACAAUUACAAGUAACGAAGUCCGAUUUAAGCGAAACUGUAAUGAAUUUGGAACAGAGUGAAGCUCUGGCCAUGAAUUUGGAACAAGCUGCACAAGACAAAGUUGCGCUACAGAAACGGUUACAGGAUUCUCUUGAGAAAGAAGAGGAGCACAUGCGUAAAGUUGGUAAUUUAGAAGAAUUGUUACGACGAUUAGAACAUAGCGUUACCAAGCUGGAAGUGGAAAACGCUACUCUUAAAAUGGAAACUGAACAACCGAGUACCAGCACGAUGCCCAAAAGAGAAACGGUGGCACCGGAUAUUCGUAUAGAAGAACAAAUACAAAAAUUAGAGCAUGAUCUUCAAACUACGAGAGAAAAUUUAAAUACCGAACGUCAAACCGCGAAACAAGCGCAGAUCAAUUUAUGGAAGAAAGAAAAGGAAUUGUCGGACGCGAAUUUAGAUAAAAGGAUUGCAUUGAGAGAAUGCAAAAAGGCGGAGGAUAAAGUGAAAAUGUUGCUGGAAGAGAAACAUAAAUUGUCAGACAAGUUGGAUCACAAAGUAAAGGAAGAGGAAGAAAAAUCUAGAAGAUUGCUCAAAGAAUUAAGUAGUGCAAAAUCAUCGUUGAAUGAUAUAACCAAGGAUUCCUCUAGAAACAAAAUGCAAGCAGAUUCUGCUCAGAGAGCUUUGACUCAAGCUAAUCAACAAAUAGAAGAGCUUCAAUCUUCGAGCGCCUCGCUCCGCAGAGAAUUAGAUUCGGCGCGCAAGCAAGUACGAACGAGUCAAGAUAGGGUCGAUAGUCUGAAUACCGAGAAUAGACGUUUGUCGCACAAAAUUUCCAAACAUGCCGAAGAAAAGAGCGAGCUCGAAACCAAGAUCGAAAGGCUAGAGCAAGAGAUCAAGGGCAACGAGUUGAAUAUCGAACUUUUGAAAGAAACGUGCACGGUGCUCGAGGAGCAAUUGAUGGAUUACGAGAAGCUGACUAGCGAUCACGAGACGCGGGAGAAUAUACUGAUCCAAGACAAGAUGAAGUUACAAAAAGACCUGGAAGCGGUCGAAGCGAAGUUUCGCGAAUCGCAAACAGUUCGAAACGAAGAGAGAUCGUUGCGACUGGCCGCUGAACGCAAUCUAGAAAGACUCGAAUCCGAAACUAGUGAUAUAGAGACCGAGAGAAACGGUUUAUUGUCUCAGAGGGAUCAGUACAAGAGGCUCGUGCAAGAAUUGAACACUCAAGUCGAGGAUUUAACAACCAAAUGCGGCGAAUUGGAAUGUGAUUUCUCGGAAAUGAAACGUAGCUUGGAGGUAGCCAAGGCAGAGACAAGAGUGGUUAAAGAAGAAAGUAGCGAGCAUCUGACGAGGUUCCACGAAUUGAAGGAAGCGAACUUCGCGCUUAUGAACGAUCUGCAGACUAGCGUGGACCAGGGCCAACAGCUUCGUAUGAGAAUAUCGGAAUUGGAGAGUAUCUUGGAGGAAAUGCGACAGUUCUAUCAGGAAAUGGAAGUGAAGGCUGAAAGCACCAGGCAACAGCAGACAAAAUUAAUCGAUUACCUGCAGUUCAAAUUGGAGGAGUGUAGUAAAAAGAAGAAGACAACGGUGUGCGACAAGAUACUUGGCACCAAACAAAAAGAAAAUAUACCACCUAGCGGGACUGGGAUGCCUGUCGGUUACCGGGAGCUGGAGAACCAACUAGCAAAAGAGCGUGCAAAAGUUAAAACGUUAACCGACCAAUUGUUGGCGCUCAGAACUAUGCACGCUUCGAUUUCCGCGCCAACUUCGCCUACAGCUCCGGAAAUGAAGAGUUCGAAUUACACGACGGAAUUACAGUCCGCUAACACGUUGACGAAACGGUUAUCGCCCCAAAGGAUAGGGCACAACAUUCCCCACCGAUUCGAAGUCGGUUUACCGAUGCGAGCAGGAAAAUGCUCCGGCUGCUUGGAUUCCAUUCGAUUUGGCAAACGUGCGGCCAUUUGCAGCGAGUGUCAAGUAAUGGCACAUCUCAAAUGCGCGGUUACCAUUCCAGCUACUUGCGGCUUACCGGGCGGUUUCGCCAAACAGUUUGGCAAAAGUUGGAGGAACAGCGACGAAAGCUUAUCCACGUUAUCCGGAAGCGUUCAAACGUUAACCAUUGAUCAACCAGAUAAAGCGGAGAAGGAUACAUGCGAUGCCCAAAGUAAGGAUAAUGUGAUAAUGGAGGGCUGGGCGGAAGUCCCGAUACGCACAAAAACUUGUUGGGAAAGAAAAUACCUGAGAUUGGAAGGUACAAGUUUAUGUAUUUAUGAACAUCAACCUGCUGUCGGUAUGUCACCCGUGAAUCGAUUGAAUCUCACCGAGAAGGAUGGAUUCACAGUAUUGGAUAGUGUACAGCUACCGGAUGUAAUGAGAACAGCGAAGUCGGACCUUCCGUUUAUCUUUAGAUUGGAAUCUAAUUCAUCGACUACCUGUUGGCCAACGUCACGUUUAGAUAUAAUGGCUUUGAAUCAGACCGAUAAGAAAAAUUGGUUGAAAGCGUUGAAGUCUGUUACUAGUCAAAAUCGUUUGAGUAAUAUUCAUAAAAGUGAGAGAUAUCAAAUUAUAUUAAGAUUAGAAAGCAAUCAAUUGGAUUUAACGUGUGCUGUAAAUUUGCCCGAAGAAAAUGUGCUUCUAUUGGGCGCCGAGGAAGGCCUGUUCUCAUAUAGCGGUGCAAAAUCACGGAUGCUUACUGCUAUACGAGGAGUGAAGGGGGUGCAUCAGUUAACUGUACACCCUCAUUUGGGUAUAGCUUUAAUGAUAGCUGGAGAAAAUAGGCAAUUAGUAUCUUGUAAUUUAAGACAAUUGAAGAGUAAUGCAAUGGCUGCUGAAUGCUCCAGGCCAGCAAUCAAUACAAAGCCAGUUCUAACUGGUACCGAUAGCUGUCAUCUAUACGAAUUACAAGGGGACAUGCUGUGCGCGGCGACAGCAUCCCACGUAAUAUUACUCAAAUGGUACACCGAAGAGGAUUCUGGAGAAUUUAUUGGUGUUCGAGAACUCGAAACAUCCGAGCCAUGCAACUGUGCCAUAUUUACUCAGAAUGUCCUCAUCGUGGGAUGUAAUAAAUUUUUCCAAAUAGAUCUUAAAAAUUACUGUGUCGAUGAGUUUCCAGAAGGGGACGAUAAUUCGGUAAAAGCUGCGCUAUCGGGAGUAGCUAAACUUGAUAUUUUCCCUGUAUGCGUUCUAAACGUUUCUCUAGUACCUGACAAAAUGGAGAUCUUGCUCUGCUACAACGAGUUCGGAAUGUUUGUAAAUGAAAAUGGCCAAAGAACCCGUAGCAUCGAACCGAUGUGGAAUAAUUUACCCUUUGUUUUCGCUUUCCGUAAACCCUAUUUGUUCAUUAUUUACUUCUCAUCCGUGGAGAUCUUGAAACUCGAUCAAGAAUCGUACACUACGCCGACGAAGAACCCAGAACGAAUAUUAAUCGAGUUAUCUAACCCUCGUUAUUUGGGACUAGCUGGAUCGAAAGGAAUUUAUUUGUCAACUGUAAAUUCCUUUUUGGAAUUGUUGAAGAUAGAUGGUCCUUCUAAUAUACGACGACUAAACGGCAGUCUUACGAGUUUCGAUACUUUAGAUCAAGACGAUGAAAGCAGUUCAGAAUUCAGUUUCACGUCGAGCUUAAUGGAGACUUUAGACGGCCAUGGAAAGAAAGUUCACUUUGCUGAUGUUUCAAAACAUUAAGAUAUAUAUACUUAUUGUUGAUCAUAGUAAACAUUUUCUCUAUCCUUCGUAUGAAUGUAGGAAUUACAAAAGAAUUGAGAUCAAGACUGCAAAUAUUUAAUAACCGUUCUGGAAAGAUAGUCAUAACGAACACGUUACUUAUAGCAUACAUUCAAUUUAAUUUAUACAUAUUGAUGCACAACUCUUAUUGUCGGUAUAUAAUCGAUGAAUAUCGAUUUUUUUUUUCUGUUUUUUUUUUCGUCAAUUGAAGAAUCAUAAAGUCACAGAUCUCAAAUGUUUGCUAUGAUGAAGAGUUUAUACGGUACUAUGUAGUAUUAGUUCACCAAAUAUGAU
Colletes gigas is the source of this 5381-nucleotide messenger RNA. RefSeq names its product citron rho-interacting kinase-like. Gene Ontology annotation, cellular component: cytoskeleton; cytoplasm. The transcript has 13 exons. The coding region runs from base 150 to 5048 and encodes 1632 amino acids. Lineage: Eukaryota; Metazoa; Arthropoda; Insecta; Hymenoptera; Colletidae. Gene Ontology annotation, biological process: peptidyl-threonine phosphorylation; actomyosin structure organization. Gene Ontology annotation, molecular function: protein serine/threonine kinase activity. The record is from RefSeq and is a predicted model, not a curated record.